Penicillium macrosclerotiorum is the source of this 570-nucleotide messenger RNA. RefSeq lists its product as uncharacterized. The transcript has 2 exons. NCBI's taxonomy places the organism in Eukaryota, Fungi, Ascomycota, Eurotiomycetes, Eurotiales, Aspergillaceae. The record is from RefSeq and is a predicted model, not a curated record. The coding region runs from base 1 to 570 and encodes 189 amino acids.
AUGGCUCCAGAAGAUGGCGGUGCCCCGCCAUCUCGGAAGGUUCGUUCCGCCUGUCGCCGAUGCCGGACAAAACGCGUGAAGUGGCUGGAACGACAGGUGAAGGCCUUAUCCCCGGAUUUCGACUUUUCUCAAGGUCCUCAGGUCAAUAUGGAUUUCCUGGAGAGCUUUGGGACUGCGCAGGAUAAUCCGCAACCUGAAACAGUUCUCACUGGCCCCAUUUCUACAGCAGAGUACCUUGUGCGUGGCAGUAACCAAGAUGAGCCUGUAGCGAACAAGCGCUCGCAUUCAAUUAUGGAGUCAGAGGCAGGCUCGCCUUUGUCUGCCAAAGCACGCUCCGUGGCCAUUGAUCUUGGAAUGCUCUCCUUGCAAUCAGACUCGCGUCAAAGACACUAUCUAGGGUCUUCCUCAGGGCUUCUAUUUACUAAACUAUUGGGGCUGGAUAGUGAGCCCAGCCCAGCACAAGCUUCGUUCCAGGCACGACCGUUAGCACCUCGCCGUAUUCCAGAUGGAAUUUACAGAUCUUUGUAUGAUCAACUACAAAAAGUAAUUUCAGACCAGAAAUCUGAAUGA